This is a messenger RNA of Cucumis sativus (cucumber), 1030 nucleotides long. RefSeq names its product dehydration-responsive element-binding protein 2A. The transcript is spliced from 2 exons. Lineage: Eukaryota; Viridiplantae; Streptophyta; Magnoliopsida; Cucurbitales; Cucurbitaceae. The record is from RefSeq and is a predicted model, not a curated record. Gene Ontology annotation, biological process: positive regulation of DNA-templated transcription; response to stress. Gene Ontology annotation, cellular component: nucleus. The coding region runs from base 249 to 788 and encodes 179 amino acids. Gene Ontology annotation, molecular function: DNA-binding transcription factor activity; transcription cis-regulatory region binding.
AACAAAAUAUAGAAUAGAGGCAAGUACGAGUUGUUUAUUUAAUUCGAGGUGGUGGUUUGGGGCAUAGGGUUUCCCGUUCGUCCACUUUGCCGUCUUCAACGCGACUGUCUUCCGUUUCGGAAUGGCACUUUAGAAACCGAAUGUCCGUCCUUUGUUCGUCCUCGGAAAUUUAGGAACUUCUUCACUCCACUAAAAGAGGUUUUUUGUGGCCUAUCCAAUUUGUUCAGUCCAAUCGAAACAAUUCUUGGAUGCCUAAAUUAGAAAAACUACAAACAAGACGGCCUGGUUCUUUAUCUGUGGCUGAGACUCUUGCUAAAUGGAAAGAUUACAAUGAUCACCUUGAUUCAUGUACUGAUGAGCCAAAACUUACUCGUAGAGUUCCAGCCAAGGGAUCGAAGAAGGGCUGCAUGAAAGGUAAGGGAGGGCCAGAGAAUAUGCGAUGUAAUUACAGAGGAGUUAGGCAAAGGACAUGGGGGAAGUGGGUUGCAGAAAUUCGAGCACCGAAUAGAGGAAGUCGGCUCUGGUUGGGUACAUUUCCAACUGCGAUUGAUGCUGCACUUGCUUAUGAUGAAGCUGCAAGGGCCAUGUAUGGCACUUUAGCUCGCCUCAAUUUUCCCAAUGUCUCAAUUCCAACCUUGCUAAAAGGAAAAGAAUUAUCAAGGAAGGAUUCUCGUGAUGAAAUCAAAAGGCCUUCACUCUCUUUUUUAGGAUCAACUUCACUUAGUCUGAGUUCUGAAUCAACAAUAACAUCAGAUCUGUCUGAGGAUUGUGCAGUUGAAGAUGUCUAGCCAGCUAUAACCUUUGAUCAUUGUAAAGUUUGUGAAUUGGGGAAUCGAAACCAGGGACCGAUUUUUUAAAAAAAUUAAUGUAAUUGCCCUUCUGUGCACGAAUCUGGAAAUAGGGUUGAUUGUAAUAUUAUUUUUCCUUGUUUAUCACAAGUACAAUAGAUGAAAUUCACUGGAAAUUUUCUAAUUGAAACAUUCUUCGUGAGAGGUUAGAUGUAUUCAAGUAUAGUUUGAAAUCUGUUACA